CCGGAGCGCGAGCCCGGGGCCGGCAUGGCGGCGCGCCCGGGCUGAGGAAGGUUGGGGGCUGCGCUGCGAUUCCCCGCCCCCCUCACGAGGCCGCCUCGUCCGCACCCCCGGUGCCCGGGCCCACCGGCCCCUCGACUGUUGCGUGUUCCACACGGACCGCGGCGGGCGCGGACUGCGGCGCCCGCGAGCUCGGGGCCGGAUCGGGCCGCGUCGGGUCGGGUCGGGGUCCGGCGCGCUCCCGAGGCCUGAGGCGCGGGGUCGGGGUCGCGGGCGGGCCGGCGGCGGUUGGGCCGAGGGAGCGGAGGGCCGGCGCGGGCGCAGGCCGAGGCGGAGGCCGAGGCCGGGCGGGCGGACGGGCGGGCGGGGCGCCGCGCUCCGGGCCGCGCCAUGGCCGACGAGACCCCCAGGAAGGGCAGCUUCUCGGCGCUCGUCGGGCACACCAACGGCCUCACCAAGCCCGCGUCCCUCGCCGCGGCCGCCGUCACCUCCAAGCCCGGGGGCGGCGGCGGCUCCAAGAAGCUGGUGAUCAAGAACUUCCGAGACAGACCUAAAUUGCCUGAUAACUACACUCAAGACACCUGGCAGAAGCUUCAUGAGGCAGUGAAAGCCAUACAGAGUAGCACCUCCAUCAGAUACAACCUGGAAGAGCUGUACCAGGCUGUUGAAAAUCUUUGUUCUCACAAAGUUUCGCCAACACUCUACCAGCAGCUGCGCCAGGUCUGUGAAGCUCAUGUCCAAGCACAAAUUCUUCAGUUUCGAGAAGACUCACUAGAUAGUGUUUUGUUUUUGAAGAAGAUUAACACGUGCUGGCAGGAUCACUGCAGACAGAUGAUCAUGAUCAGAAGCAUUUUCCUGUUUCUGGAUCGCACUUACGUACUUCAGAAUUCCAUGCUUCCCUCCAUCUGGGAUAUGGGGUUAGAACUGUUCAGAAACCACAUUAUCAGUGAUAAAAUGGUUCAGACUAAAACAAUCGAUGGAAUCCUGCUGCUGAUCGGGCGGGAGCGCAGCGGGGAGGCUGCGGACCGGAGCCUGCUGCGGAGUCUGCUGAGCAUGCUCUCCGACCUGCAGGUGUAUAAAGAUUCAUUUGAAGUGAAGUUUUUGGAGGAAACUAAUUGUUUAUAUGCUGCAGAAGGCCAAAGAUUAAUGCAAGAAAGAGAGGUUCCGGAAUAUCUUAACCAUGUAAGUAGACGUUUGGAGGAGGAAGGAGACCGAGUGAUCACAUACUUAGACCACAGCACACAGAAACCGCUGAUAGCCUGUGUGGAGAAACAGCUGCUGGGGGAGCACCUAACGGCCAUCCUGCAGAAAGGGCUGGACCACCUGCUUGACGAGAACAGAGUGCCCGACCUCACCCAGAUGUACCAGCUGUUCAGCCGCGUGCGGGGCGGCCAGCAGGUGCUGCUGCAGCACUGGAGCGACUACAUCAAGACUUUUGGGACAACAAUUGUUAUCAAUCCCGAAAAAGAUAAAGACAUGGUGCAGGACCUCCUGGACUUCAAGGACAGAGUGGACCACGUGAUAGACGUGUGCUUCCAGAGGAACGAGAAGUUCAUCAGCCUGAUGAAGGAGUCCUUCGAGGCGUUUAUCAACAAGAGGCCAAACAAGCCUGCAGAGCUGAUCGCAAAGCAUGUUGACUCAAAACUGAGAGCGGGUAACAAGGAGGCCACAGACGAGGAGCUGGAGAGGAUCCUGGACAAGAUCAUGAUCAUCUUCAGGUUCAUUCACGGUAAAGAUGUCUUUGAAGCAUUUUAUAAGAAAGAUUUGGCGAAAAGACUCCUUGUUGGAAAAAGUGCCUCCGUCGAUGCUGAAAAAUCUAUGCUGUCGAAACUAAAGCACGAGUGCGGGGCCGCCUUCACCAGCAAGCUGGAGGGCAUGUUCAAGGACAUGGAACUCUCCAAGGACAUCAUGGUUCACUUCAAGCAGUACAUGCAGAAUCAGAGCGAGCCGGGCUCCAUGGAGCUGACAGUUAACAUCCUCACGAUGGGGUACUGGCCGACCUACACACCCAUGGACGUGCACCUGACUCCCGAGAUGGUUAAACUUCAAGAAGUGUUCAAGGCAUUUUACCUUGGGAAGCACAGUGGUCGCAAACUUCAGUGGCAAACUACGUUGGGGCACGCUGUGUUAAAAGCAGAGUUUAAAGAAGGGAAGAAGGAGUUCCAGGUGUCACUCUUCCAGACACUGGUGCUUCUCAUGUUCAACGAGGGGGACGGAUUCAGCUUUGAAGACAUCAAAGUGGCCACGGGCAUAGAGGACGGUGAGCUGCGGAGGACGCUGCAGUCCCUGGCCUGUGGCAAAGCACGAGUGCUGAUCAAAAGUCCCAAAGGGAAGGAGGUGGAAGACGGAGACAGGUUCAUUUUUAAUGGAGAUUUCAAGCACAAGUUGUUUCGCAUAAAGAUCAACCAGAUUCAGAUGAAGGAAACCGUGGAGGAGCAGGUCAGCACCACGGAGCGGGUGUUCCAGGACCGGCAGUACCAGGUCGACGCAGCCAUCGUCAGGAUAAUGAAGAUGAGAAAGACUCUGGGGCACAAUCUCCUGGUUUCUGAACUGUACAAUCAGCUGAAAUUCCCUGUGAAGCCUGGAGAUUUGAAAAAGAGAAUUGAAUCUCUCAUAGACAGAGACUACAUGGAGAGAGACAAAGACAGCCCGAACCAGUACCACUACGUGGCCUGAGGCUCACGGCUGUCUCCUCCGUGAGACACUGGAAUGUAUCUUCAGGGCAGAAAUGCUGUUUCCGGACUUUCUGGGGCUGAGCAGCAGGGAUGCUUUGGACUGGAGGAGAGGGCGGCUCCUGGGGGCCUCACGGGCUUGAGGGUUUGCAGACGGCACGGCCACCUUCCCCUCCACUUCCUCCUCUUGUUCUUUUAGGUGUUAAGCAGAGUGACUGAGGUUGGACAAGACGUUGGUUAAAAGGGCUCCUUUGUACGGUGGUGUUCUUAUGGCAAAAAGCUGAAAGUCUGGUGUGUUUUUGUGUGUGAUCAUGAAUGCACAGUUUACAGACUCUCCCCGCUGCGUCCUUUAGCCGCACAGAUGACAAGUCCCUGCAGACGUGCUGUCUUAGCUUGUCAGCACUCAGACUGAAGACGAGACCCCGGCUGGUGAACGUUAGGAAGCAGCAGCCGGCAUUAAAAACCGGCUGACCGAUUAUGCAGCCUAAAACUAGCGUCUGUCUGUUUCACUUACUUUCACAAAGUUUUCUCUUGGACACCUGGUUUUGCAUGACGAGGUUCCUCAGUGAGAUCUCUGAAGUGCCGAGGGGACCCUGGCAGCGGCUGCUUCCCGCUGCGUUACUUGUGGGUUUUCUGUUGCGGGCUUGGGGGCAGGGAGUCUGUUUGCCGUUCUAAGAUUGGGUCUGGCAGACCCUGUUUUUUGCAUUGGGGUAACUGCUGCUUGAUUGUUCUCUAAUCGCAGUAUUUGUAUGAUUGCGGCAAUAAAGUUUGGUUUCGCUGUCACCGUCCCGGCAGGGUGGGGGCUCCUCCCUGCUGGAGCCGCUGUGAACAGUCAGUCCCCUGAUGUUGUGAAGCAGGGCUGCUUCUGUCGGGAGGCCGAGAGGGCUCUUGGCCCCUGGCUUCCUGUUGUGUGUGCACAGGUGAGGCUGGGCAAUGGCGUGAUUGCGUGGCAACUGUAACAAAGAACUUUUGUGAUAACAUUUAAAGUACUUUAUAUUUUACAGAAGAGCAUGUUUCAUUUUGAUUAAAAGCUACCAAAGGAAUUUUGAUCAUGGUGUAAGUGUUGAAAGCAAUAUUUUCUGGAAUAUACCAAGUUUAUAUAAUUUGAUUUUUGUGCUAAAUUAUUAAAAGGUUCUCCCUUUUUGAAA
This is a messenger RNA of Camelus dromedarius (Arabian camel), 3817 nucleotides long. RefSeq names its product cullin 4A (gene CUL4A). NCBI's taxonomy places the organism in Eukaryota, Metazoa, Chordata, Mammalia, Artiodactyla, Camelidae. Gene Ontology annotation, cellular component: Cul4A-RING E3 ubiquitin ligase complex. Gene Ontology annotation, molecular function: ubiquitin protein ligase binding. Gene Ontology annotation, biological process: ubiquitin-dependent protein catabolic process; protein ubiquitination; DNA damage response. The record is from RefSeq and is a predicted model, not a curated record. The coding region runs from base 388 to 2673 and encodes 761 amino acids. The transcript is spliced from 20 exons.